CUCCCGGUGGGCUCCCCGGGAUCUGACGGUGCCGUGCCCGCAGGCAGCCCCGCGGCGGUGGAGGCGGCUCUCGGGGCCGUGGCCGCGCUCUUCCCCCGCCGCCUGUUCGGGGACGCGCUGCCGCCGCUGCUGCUGCGCCACCAGCUCUACAGCGUGCUGCCCGACCGCACCGCCGUGGACCGGCACCUGAACCGGCUCCGUGAUGAGGGCCGGGUGCGGCUGCUGCACCUGGGGCUGGGCCCUGACGCGCUGGCCGUCGUCAGCCUGCCGCUCUACCGGGAGAAGGCGCUGGCGGCCGUGGCCGGGUCCCCCCGGGAGCCGCUGGUCCGGCGCUUCCUGGAGGCCGCGGUGGCAACGAGCCCCGAGCUGAGCUACGAGCAGAGGAGCAUGAGGGAGAUGGGCUUUGGGGACAGUGACAUCACGCAGCUGGUGGCCGCGGGGCUCCUGACCGUGCGCGACGCCGGCAGUUGGUGGCUGGCGGUGCCGGGGGCCGGGGGAUCCAUAGGCGCCGCCCAGGCCCCGCCGGGGGGCGCUGUCCCGUGCGCCGCCCCCGGGGGCCGGGGCCAGAGCAAGGCCGGGCCCAACCUACGGCCGGGGCCGUAUGGAUCCUAUAGGGGACCCCGCCCUGGGGCUGCCCCGGGAUCCGGCACGGCCCCGGCACACGCCGGCCCCGACACACCGUCCCGGGAUCCUAUGGAUCCUAUAGGGGAUCCUAUGGAUCCUAUAGGGGAUCCGGCACGGCCCCGGCACGCCAUCCCCAGAUCCUAUGGAUCCUAUAGGGGAUCCUAUGGAUCCUAUAGGGGAUCCAGCACGGCCCCGACACACCGUUCCGGGAUCCUAUGGAUCCUAUAG
Lonchura striata (white-rumped munia) is the source of this 852-nucleotide messenger RNA. NCBI's taxonomy places the organism in Eukaryota, Metazoa, Chordata, Aves, Passeriformes, Estrildidae. The record is from RefSeq and is a predicted model, not a curated record.